UACGCGUCAAAAAAAUUCGCGCGCGGUAUUACACUGUGUCGUUUAGCAGCAAACUAGCAAGAUGUCAGGCAUAUUUGAUAUCCCAAAACCAAGAAUAAACUGCUCCAUGCUGUCGCAGCAUAUUAACAGACCAGUCUGCUUCGUCGGCCGUGUUGAAAAGGUUCACCCCACUGGAAAAACGUUCACCGUAUCAGAUGGAGAAGAAAAGACUGCAACAGUUGAACUUAACGAACCUCUCAAUGAGGAGCUGUAUGGGAUAGUGGAGGUCAUCGGUAUGGUGUCAAACAAAGGAGCAAUAAUGGCCUCAUCAUUCAACAUCCUCAGAGAAGACAAAGGCAUACCCUUUGAUUUACAGCUCUAUAAUGAAGCCCUGAAGAUUGUUUAUGAUUUCCCCCAGCAUUACCCUUUCCAAACCACUGUGAGCGAAUGAGCUCUUAGCAUGUCAAUAUGGGAUUGUUUUGGUUUGUGUUUCACUUGUUGUGUCUGGUUUGGAUACAGAUGUACAAAAAUCUAUCAAUUUGUGUUUUCACUUUUAUGAAUAAAAGUUAAAUGUUAAAAAGC
Sphaeramia orbicularis (orbiculate cardinalfish) is the source of this 561-nucleotide messenger RNA. It is a transcript of the gene rpa3, whose product is annotated as replication protein A3. The record is from RefSeq and is a predicted model, not a curated record. The coding region runs from base 62 to 430 and encodes 122 amino acids. Gene Ontology annotation, cellular component: DNA replication factor A complex; site of double-strand break; nucleus. The transcript is spliced from 4 exons. Lineage: Eukaryota; Metazoa; Chordata; Actinopteri; Kurtiformes; Apogonidae. Gene Ontology annotation, molecular function: damaged DNA binding; single-stranded DNA binding. Gene Ontology annotation, biological process: double-strand break repair via homologous recombination; base-excision repair; nucleotide-excision repair.